Pieris rapae (cabbage white) is the source of this 1800-nucleotide messenger RNA. RefSeq names its product esterase FE4-like. The coding region runs from base 15 to 1649 and encodes 544 amino acids. Lineage: Eukaryota; Metazoa; Arthropoda; Insecta; Lepidoptera; Pieridae. The transcript is spliced from 4 exons. The record is from RefSeq and is a predicted model, not a curated record.
UGCAGUCACACAAGAUGUAUCGAACAAUGGUGACGUGUUCAAUAAGGAAAAUCAUUGUCAACCCUUUUAAAUUGUAUCGCAAGAAAUCCGAUUGCCAUGUGACAGUACCCCAGGGUAAAAUGAGAGGUAAAGUGUGCAGUACUCCGUGUGGUAAACAGUACUAUAGCUUCGAAGGCAUACCCUACGCUAAACCACCUUUGGGGCCUCUCAGAUUUAGGGAUCCUCAGAAAAUCGAUAACUGGUCUGGAGUACUCGACGCGACAAAACCUGGAAAUAAAGCCGUGCAAUCAAAUCCCUACAAAAAAUGUAUAGAAGGUUCAGAAGACUGCUUAUAUUUAAAUGUGUACACUCCAAUAUUGCCUGAUGAACAACAGCAAAGUCUUUCAGUACUAUAUUUCGUACAUGGCGGUAAUUUACAAAGGGGUUUUGGUCACAUGUUUCGUCCAGAUUACUUGGUUCGCCAGGAUGUCAUUGUAGUCACAAUUAACUAUCGUCUCAAUGUUUUUGGAUUUCUUAACCUUGAAACACCAGAAGUGCCCGGUAAUGCAGGACUUAAAGAUGCUGCUACAGCUCUAAAAUGGGUGAAACAAAACAUCGAACAUUUUAAUGGUGAUCCAAACAAUAUUACAGGAAUGGGAGAAAGUGCAGGCGCAAGUAUAACUACAUUAUUAUCGAUUUCAAAGAUGACUCAAGGUAUAUUUAAAAGAAUAAUUGGUUUAUCAACAGCUAUAUCUGAUGAAAUGAUGGGCGAUAAUCACAUGGAAAGAGCAAAAGAUAUUGCUUCAAAUUUAGGAAAUAACAUCAAUUGCGCUAAGGAAAUAGAUAAUUUGCUUCGGAACUCUUCUCCUGAAGAUUUGAUUAAGGCUUUAAUGAAAUCAGUUUCUCGUUCAAAAAAAAAUGGCAUACACACCUUUGUACAGGCAGUAGUUGAAAAUAAAUAUGAUAAUGUGGAACCAUUUUUGGUUGAGUAUCCUCUACAGUCAUUAAGGACUAAUAAUUAUUCUAAAGUUCCAGCUCUUAUGAGUGUGGCAAUCCACGAAUCGGCAUAUUUUAUAACUCAUCCAUCCGGACAAUUUAAAUUUGACAAAGAUGUAUUGCAAUUCGUAUCGAGUCCUGCAUUAGAAGAUAAGUCUGCUGUGCAAUUAAUGGAUAUGGAGAAACAACUAAAACAAUUGUACUUUCAAGAUAAAGAAAUCGGUCCUUCAACACUAGUUCAAUACUUAGAUUUAACUUCAGAUUUGUAUAUCACUAGAGACAUAAUCCACACAGCAGAUUUAUUUUCUAGAAACGACGAUUUCUAUUUUUGUAGAUUUGGCUACAACACGCGUUUCAUGAAAAGUUUAGGAGUAAAAGGCGCUACACACACCGAUAUAUUACAAUUUAUAUUUUACACAGAGAAGAGAAGAAAUACUUUUAAUGAACAAGAUAUAAAACUUGUUGAUAUGUUGACAGAGGCGUUGUGUAACUUCGCCAAAACUGGAAAGCCAACUUGGACGGGGCAGGAAUUUACGUGGCCAUAUUUCAAGAAAGAUGAAAGAUUAUGUUUAAAUAUUGGUGACAGAAUAAGCUGUGUCCCAUUACCCGAAUAUGAUAGGUAUACAAAACUAAUUAAUAUACUUAAGCAGAAGCCGAAGAUACGACAGAACUAACAAGACGAUCUUUUACGAUUAUAGUAGCGGUGUUUGGAUAACCGACCAGGGCUACCAGGGCAGGUUUGGAUAUUAAGAGAGGGCAGGGACGCCAAUAGUAGACAUUUUUUAUUCAUCAAUUCGUUUACAAUAUCUUUGAUAAAUUACCUCU